Molecule: messenger RNA, 1415 nt
Organism: Drosophila ficusphila
Lineage: Eukaryota; Metazoa; Arthropoda; Insecta; Diptera; Drosophilidae
Product: forkhead box protein J1-B
Exons: 5
Coding region: 100-1413 (437 amino acids)
Biological process (GO): anatomical structure morphogenesis; cell differentiation; regulation of transcription by RNA polymerase II
Molecular function (GO): RNA polymerase II cis-regulatory region sequence-specific DNA binding; DNA-binding transcription factor activity, RNA polymerase II-specific
Source: RefSeq, a predicted model, not a curated record
GGCACUUCAACUUAGUCAGUAUUAAACUAACUUAAAUAACAGUCCCAACUAAAUUUAAUGUGUAUGGUCGCUUAACCGCUUAUCAUUGAUUAUCAGAUUAUGACAGAAAACCUGACCUCAUUGAUUAAGAGCAGUGCUUUAAUAAUGAUAAAUAAAGAGGUGAAGCCUUCCCAACAAAGUGGAGAUGACUCCGAUGAAGAGCGUGAGCUAACCAACCUCAACUGGCUGUUGCGGAGUCAGAAUUUAACUUGGCCCAGAAGCACUGAUUUGAACGCCGAUGAAAACUUGAUUACAAGCUCAGCAGAAAAAACGAAUCUGAGAAGAAUUGUAAGUUCGAAACAACCUUGCAAUAGAGGUGAAAAGACAGUUCAAAGGUCACAAAUAUUUUUGGAGUCCAAAGUACAUAGGGCAACACCAAACCGGCCAACUCCAUCCGAACGCUUUGAUAUAUUUGUCAACAAGGUUAAAAGGGAUUUGACAGAGUAUGAAAAAAUGGCAACUAAGUAUGAAUCAGAUGACUCGGAAAAACCUCCUUUUAACUAUUCUCAUAUAAUUGGAAUGGCAAUGCUCAAAAAUGGACGCGUAACAUUGCAACAAAUAUGUGCAUGGAUAGAAGAUAAGUUUGCUUUCUUUAGAGGACGCAAAAAGUGGAAUAACUCCAUAAGGCAUAACUUAUCAUUGCACCAUUGCUUUCGCAAUCGAAAAAGAGAGGAGAAGGGGAAAGGCGGUUACUGGGAGCUCGGUGUUGACCCAAAAAAGUGCGACAAAAAGCGCAUUCGUAACAGAAAAUUAGGUCACUCAAAACUAAAUAGGUCUUCUAAGUGCCAUAGUAACACUGAUCAGCUUUCACAUAAACAGCCUUACUUAUCAAGGUUUGGCAAGGUGGAUAAACAAAGUAUGAUUGCAGAAAAUUCUUUAAAAAAUUCGUCUACGUGCACUAAAAUUGAAAACGGCGAGUCACAAAACAAAAGAACUGACCAUGAGAAAAGUAAAGUGCAUUUUGAAAAGUUAACACCGCGUAUCGAGGAAGAAAAUGUAAUAAAAAAGGUUGAGUGUGACCAAGUUAAAAAAAGCCCUGCAGAAUAUAUUUCUGCAGCUCAAAGCCUCAAUUGCUUUAUCUCACACAAUGUCGACAGUAACAACACGCAGAUUUCUGGAGACGAUUUCUCUAUAUUUAAUGUAAAUUCCGAUCUGACACCAGUGCUUGCAUCAACUUCAACCGCAGUAGAAGACCAAAUUAUAACCACUCCCAUCCAUCCAUGCAAUAUAAUAAUUAAUUAUGAUUGCACCAACUUCCGACCACUACUGGACAGCAUUGAUGAACAGUAUCAAUACCUUCAGAACGACGCCGAAUAUAGUCGAAACGAUGACACAUUAGAUAACAUUCUUGAUGUUUGUAUUUCUCGCUAUUAAAA